Molecule: messenger RNA, 1158 nt
Organism: Parnassius apollo (apollo)
Lineage: Eukaryota; Metazoa; Arthropoda; Insecta; Lepidoptera; Papilionidae
Source: the annotation of a GenBank genome assembly
AUGACGGACACUGGGCUGAUUUUACGUGACGUCCUCAACACUAUUGCUGCUAAAGAGAAAUACGAGAAUUGCGACAUAAAAAUGAAACUAAUUAAUACUGACGGUGCUAACUACUCGUCUCAUUUAUAUGAAGCGACAAUUUCUGCACCAAACAAACCUGACCUUGAACUGUUUGGAAAAGUUGUCAUAAUGGCUGAAGAUAAGAGGGCCGCUUUUAAUAUUUCAGUAUUUGAUACAGAGCAUAUUUUCUAUACUAAUCUAUUAAACGAAUAUAAACUGUUAGAGGAGAAAUAUCAAAUACCAGAAAAGAACAGAUUGCUAACCGCGAAGUCUUAUGGCUUUGAUAAUAGAUAUUUAAGAGAGACUGUAGUUAUGGAGAAUUUGAGCAAACAAAAUUUCAAGUGUUAUAACAGAUUGGAAAGUGUAACCUGGGAACACGCAGCCGCAAGUAUAAAACAGAUGGCUUAUUUACACGUUUUAUCUGUUGCUUUCGGACAGGAUAAUCCUGAAAAGAGAGAUGAAAUCUUCAAGAAAAUUAAUUUUACAUUUCCAAAAUUUCUGUUCGAUAAAAUGUCUCAAAACGCUAUCGCCGUUGCCAAAGAAGAAUAUCGAGAAAGGUUUACCAAUUUCUUACAAGAAAAUUUUAAAACUGAAAAUAUCGUGAAAUUCUUCAAGCCAAUUCGCCUUGCGGUUAUAGCGCAUGGCGACUUCAGACCGGAUAAUUUGAUGCAUAGAAGACUUGAGGAUGGAACAUUGGAGGUAGCAGUGCUAGAUUUUCAGAUAAUACAAGUGUGCAACCCAAUUAUGGAUCUGCUGUACUUCAUCAUUAAUGGUACGGAUGAGAAAUUUCGCCAAGAACACUAUCGACAUCUUAUUGAGCACUAUUACAGCGAAUUUUGUAAUGCCCUACGAAGAUUUAGUCUAGAUCCAGACCUCAUCUAUUCAAAUCAAAACUUUGAGAAUGACCUAAAAGAGAUGCUGCCAUUCGGUCUACUAGUAGCCAUCGUCAGUCUACCUUUCGUUACGGUCGAUGUCAAAAACGCUUCAAAGAUUGGCAGCGACUUAGAAACUCAUUUCCUCGGGAUCAAAACGAGUGAUUUGUUUGCAGAAAGGCUCAACGGCGUUAUCAGCGACUAUAUUAAAAUGGGGAUCUUGUAA